Symbiodinium natans is the source of this 1353-nucleotide messenger RNA. The record is from the annotation of a GenBank genome assembly. NCBI's taxonomy places the organism in Eukaryota, Dinophyceae, Suessiales, Symbiodiniaceae.
AUGGCUUCCGCGUGGCUGCCGUGGCUCCUGCUCCUUGUCGGUGGGUCCCUGACCUUUGUGGGCAACUGGAGGACCACAAGCAGACCAACAAUCUGCCGAACCACCCAGAGGGCAUCCGGACUGCAGCUCUCCCCUCCGUCUGUACCGGCAGAUGUGCGCUGGGACCUGUGGCCAGCCCUGCCAAUCGCGCCUUACGAGCGGCGGCGCACCUUCUUGGUAGAGUACAUUCCUGGAGAGCUCUGGGGCUUGGAACAGAAACUCGGCUUGCUCUACGUGCAUGUACCCAUUCGGAUGACUGUCCUCCGUCUCGAGUCUGGCGGUCUCUUGAUCUAUGGGGCGGUGGCUCCCACUGACGAGUGCCUGUCCCUUGUCCGUGAGCUCGAGUCUAAGUAUGGAGCUGUCCGUUUCUUGGUUCUCCCGACAGUGGCCGUGGAGCACAAGACCUUCGCAGGGCCCCUGGCACAGCGGCUACCCGAUGCCGAGGUCUGGGUCGCCCCUGGCCAGUAUUCGGUUCCUUUUCCUUUGCCUUUGUCCUUCUUGGGCUUCCCCUUGUUCCGGAGCGUCAAAGAGCUGCCAUCAGACAGCCGAGAGGCGAAGUUGCCAUGGGCUGAUGAACUGGAGCAUAUUGUCUUUGGCCCGGUGGGCAAAGAUCCCAAGACCGGCGCCUUCUGCGAGGUGGCCUUCUAUGUCCCAAGACUCCGAGUCUUGCUUCUCACGGACCUCCUGAUUUCGAUCCCCCGAAACCCCCCGAUGGUGCUGCGGGAGGAUCCGAGGCCUCUGCUCUUCCACGCGCGGGACGGCCCCCUGAAGCCAGUGGAGGCGGAUGAGAGGGCGCUGCAAAGAGGAUGGCAGCGCAUCGUGAUCUUCUCCCUCUUCUUCCAAUCCGGUGCAAUCGAUGUUCAGUCCAUCGAGGAGGCCUUCCGUGACGCGAAGAAGUCAGAGGCGCCUGAGCUCGGAUGGGCUGGCCUCCUUCCCUGGAACUACCGGGACGACUGGCAGCAGGCAUUCGAAGCCGUAAGUGGUGGAGUGCUGGUCCCUCCCAUCUUACAAGCCCUCGUGCUGAAUCGGGGCGAGCGCGACACGAAGCAGCUACGGGAGUUCGUCGAGAAAGUCGCUGAAAGGUGGCCCUUCGAGCGCAUGCUCUCACUCCACUUCGAUGGGCUCACGCCCUGUUCUCCCGGAGACUGGACCUCGGCCUUCCGGCGAUUCCUCGACGACCCCAGCCUCCCCUUCGGCACCUUGGGCCCUAGGCCGCGCGAGGUGGACCUGGCAUUUCUCAAGGACUUCGGUGAGACGCUCCAGUCCAGCGGAAUCAUCAACCCUUUGUCAGAGAAGCGCCAGACCUUCCUCUGA